AGGGGAAAAAAGGGGGUGUUUGAUUCCGUUCUGUUGUUGGGAGGAGUUGAGCUGCUCCCGCUAUUUGCUCUCUGCUUGUUGGUCAAUUGCGCGCGUCCAGACAGAGUAGACAGGCCAUUGGACCUGUCGGACAGCUUGAACCUGCCAUGGUGACGACCCCCCAGCCCUGGAUGGCCCAGUUCUCCCGGUAUAUCAAUUCCGCACCCGGCAUAGAAAACACCCUACGGCUCUUGCAGUUCUCCUGUGUCAUCCUCGAGUCGUUUUCCGGGGCCUCUCCUUCGCCUUGGUCCAGGGCAGGUGGCCAGUUUGCACUGAGUAUGUACCGACAUGUGCAUAAAUUCAACAUGGGUGCACUCGGUGGGAGAGCAAUUCACUUUCUGUUUUAACCAUGGGUCUAGGUCGCCGCUAUUUUCGGUUUUUCAAGUUUAUCGAUUACUUUGAGAAUGCAUGGGCAGCAUAUACCUUGAAUGACAGUGCCCCGGCUCACCGGCGAGGAUCAAUUGCAUCAACCCUCGAUUUCAGCAAAUGGAGUCUUCUCGGUGUUUACCUGUUGCUGGAAGGCGUAACAAUCUUUGAUGCGCUGGGCGUUCAAAGAACGUCAUGGGGUGAUAGAGCUUUGCUUGAGAGCAACAAGUUCUGGCUAUAUGCCCUGGUCUUCUCACUCCUGAGCACCCUGUGGCAGCUGACCCAGCUACGCCAGACUCCAAAAACUUCAUCAGCAAUCCAGAAGAAGGAAAAAGAUCCCAAUGCAAAGAAUAAUGCAGAUGGCUUAGAAAAGGCACCAUCCGUCGAAAAGCAGACAGUCAGCAGCACUGAGUUUAUCAUCAUCUACCAAGACUUGAUCAAGGACCUUAUUAUUACUGUCUGUGACAUCUGCAUUCCUGGACACGUUCUUGGUUGGAUUCCAGUAUCUGCCUCAGCGAUGGGCAGCGCCGCAGUGCUGAGUACGCUACUUGUUGGGCGAGAUCGUUGGGUCCAAGUCCGGGGUGUUGCCGGUAAUUAACUUGCAGCCUGGCCUAAGGACUUUUGAUGGUUUGAAGGCCAUAGAUGGAAGAUACGUACAUUAAUGGCAACUAAACUGGGAAUUCAUUAUAUCCGGCAGUAAUUAUACACUUCAAGUUGAUUACGAAGAACUGUAAUCAUCGCUCUGUCUAAGUUACGUCUCCUGUGGUACAAAGGAUUUCCGUACCUGGCCACCUAGCUAAUACAGGUACUCAAUAGUUUAGCUAGGUCCCGUAGUUUUGACUCCUACACAGUAUGCAUAUCCAGCCCAAAGGUUCUCCGUACAAUCUGACUUGACCGUGGGGUUCCAAGCUAGGAACUGUUCUAAGGUAAUGCCGAAUUUCUUCGGGAUCACAGUACAACUCUCGCCGUUGGUGACAGUGUGCCACUUAUGCAAGCCGACGGUUGGCCUGUCAUCGUCGGAGCGCCAGGAGAUGGUUUAGAGGAUGUCAUGGGCGUCGUGGGCGUAGCAGAGGUCGAAGAUGGGCCAUCAGGUGUUGUUGUAGGCGUGGUUGGCGUGGGCUCCUCUUCAUCUGAAUCGUCACCUAAUGCGUAGUACCGACCGCAAUACCGGAAGCCUGGUUGGAAAGAACAUUCUGGCCGAUUAAUAUUACCCAGCCUUGCAUUCUAGCUCUCGAAAGACUCGGGAUCCACUCUAUAAACCUGCGGAGGAAUUUGGCAGUUACUGUUCCAAUAGGUAUUUGUGACAUUUUACUGAAACUCAGCGCCAUCAAAAUAGUAGUUGCAGUCAUCCCGAGUGCCCUCAGCAAUAGGUGGGCCUGGGGGUGGUCUAGGGUACGGCUUUUCAGUCGCAUCAGGUCGAUCUUCAAAUCGAAUCCCAGUGGUCGUUGGCUCAGAUCCAGUUGGGGUAGACACAUAUCCGGGCUUCCCAGAAUAUGUAUUAACUGCAAUCAAGCAUGGUUGGUUCAACUAGUCGGUAAAAAAAUCCCAAGGCAUCAAGAAAACAUACUAUCCCCGACUGGUAGAACACAAUAGCUCUCCUCGGCGUACAGAUUAGUGCAGUUGCUAUUCAGUGCUGGAUUCAGGAAAAUGAAGUUAUCCAUGGUGAUGCCAAACUUCAGCACAAUAAGAUUACAAUAGACACCAUACUAACGGCCACAAUAAUGGUUUGAACCUGAAGCAGCGUCACUAGGGACCGGCACUGGCGUGACCCAGUUGUGCAGCGAAGUUUCCUUUGAACCCCCGAGUACUUAAGUUCUCUCAGCUUAAAUUUCCUUCUACCCGACAAACAAUCCCAUAAACAUCAAAAUGUUAACAAAACUAGGUACCUCCUGAGCUUAUCUCGGGUGUUCUCUUUAGGGUUGAGGAUCGUCUUGAUCUUAAAUACUUGUCUGAAGUGUCCAAACGCCUCAACGAGCUCACAAUCCCGCUGAAAGCUUUAGAAUAUGAGAGCACCACUGGGCUCACUAGUGCGGAGCUGGAAGACAAGAAAAGGUGGAUUGACCCAGAACCCGAAGCACGGUUUUCCAAAGUCGUUCGUUACAUGGAACUCAGACGGAGAGUCCUGUCCAUUCUAAUCAGAUGCCAGGAGGGUAAACUGAGGAGCUUUAGGUGAACUAUUAGUCACUAUUACUCCUGAAUAAUAUUUUUUGCUUGAUACUAACAUGGCGUACCAGAUGGGAUCGUCGCAACAUAAUUCCACUUGAAAUACUAGGUGAUGGUGGGUACCUGCCCACGAGACAAUUAUCACUAGAGACCCUGGUUAUUCGUUCCCAUGGAGCAUAUGGAUGCCACAUCUAUGAUACCCAUUCAUUUAAAAGCGCCUAAUUUCUCGGAUGCCCCUGUUUGCGAAAAAAAAAAAGUACUCGGAUGCCCUUGUUUUAUUUUGUAACUUUUAGAGAUACACACACCAUGUUUUCUAUGUGUAUCCCCUAGCCACAGAGCCACAUAUAAAGUUGCUAGAAUGCCCUCCUUUCCUAACUACAGAGUAUAUAUCUUAAGUAUAACUAGUAGAAGACAUAGUCUCCCUAACCUCCCUAACCCCCUAAUAUCCUAAGUUAAGUCCUUAUUUUAAGCUAGAUAUUAGGGGACUUAGGAGGUUAGGGAGGUUAGGGAGACUGUGUCUUCUGCUAGUUAUACUUAAGAUAUAUACUCUGUAGUUAGGAAAGGAGGACAUUCUAGCAACUCUACGUGUGGCUCUAUGCCUUGGGAUAUAUAUAUAAAACAGUAUAUAUUACCCAAAUACACGAGCUUUCCUCUAUAUAGUUAGGUAGUGUGGAGCAGGGGCAUCCAAGCACUUUUUUUUGCA
This is a messenger RNA of Trichophyton rubrum CBS 118892, 3271 nucleotides long. RefSeq lists its product as uncharacterized. Bases 389 to 1003 code for a protein of 204 amino acids. Gene Ontology annotation, biological process: peroxisome fission; regulation of peroxisome size. The transcript is spliced from 2 exons. Lineage: Eukaryota; Fungi; Ascomycota; Eurotiomycetes; Onygenales; Arthrodermataceae. Gene Ontology annotation, cellular component: peroxisomal membrane. The record is from RefSeq and is a predicted model, not a curated record.